CAAAGUAGUUCAUGUCUGUCGAAUUCACAUUUUGGUCGGCAACUCAACAACUAACGUAAGAGAGAGAGAGAGAGAGAGAACUCUCUUUGUGUCUUCAUUCAUCUAUCUCUAUACUUAAAAGGUUGCAAAUCUUUCUCACUCACCACUCUUCUUUUCCACAACAUCCAUCACUCUCUCUCUUCUCUCUCUUUUCUUCUCUCAUCCACCAUUCACUUUCACUUCCUCUUCACAACAAUCCCACCUUUUUUUCCUUCAAAUCUCUUCUGAGUUUCUCUCAAAAUUCAAACUUUCUUUAGAUAUGUUUGUAGUUAUGGAUUCCAUGGAAAAAACCACAGAAAAGUGUUUAGAUUCACAACUAUGGCAUGCUUGUGCUGGUGCCAUGGUUCAAAUGCCACCACUCAACACAAAAGUCUUUUACUUUCCACAAGGUCAUGCAGAACAUGCUCAUGGCAAAGUAGAUUUCAACAAAACUCGUGUUCCACCACUUAUUCCUUGUAGAAUCUCUGCUAUGAAAUACAUGGCUGACCCUGAAACUGAUGAAGUUUAUGUCAAAAUGAGAUUAACACCUUUAAGAGAAAAUGAAUUAGAUUUAGAAGAAGAUUGUUUCUUUGGAAACAAUGGUUUAGAGGGUCAAGAAAAACCAACUUCUUUUGCUAAAACAUUGACACAAUCUGAUGCAAAUAAUGGUGGUGGUUUUUCUGUUCCUAGAUAUUGUGCUGAGACAAUUUUUCCUAGAUUGGAUUACUCUGCAGAACCACCUGUUCAGACAAUUAUUGCUAAGGAUAUGCAUGGACAGUGUUGGAAGUUUAGACAUAUUUAUAGAGGAACACCAAGGAGACAUCUUUUGACAACUGGUUGGAGCAAUUUUGUGAAUCAUAAGAAGCUUGUUGCAGGUGAUUCAAUUGUAUUUUUAAGAGCUGAAAAUGGAGAUCUUUGUGUUGGUAUAAGAAGAGCUAAGAAAGGUGGAAUUGGUGGUGGAAUAACAGAUCAGUUUUCGAAUUCUUCGAGUAAUUGGAACCGUGUUUCGCCUUUGUUUGGCGGUGGUGGUGGUGGUUCUGGUUUUUUGUGUGGAAAUGAAAACAGAAAAAGUUGUGGUGGUGUUGGUGGUGAUGAUGAUUUGAUGAGAAGAGUUGGUUCUGAAUCUGUUGUUGAAGCUGUGAAUUGUGCUAUUAAUGGAAGAUCUUUUGAAGUUGUGUAUUAUCCAAGAGCUAGUACUCCUGAAUUUUGUGUUAAAGUUUCUUCUGUUAAAUCUGCAAUGCAAAUUCAAUGGUGUUCUGGUAUGAGAUUUAAAAUGCCAUUUGAAACUGAAGAUUCUUCUAGAAUUAGUUGGUUUAUGGGAACUAUUUCUUCUGUUCAUGUUCAAGAUCCAAUUCAUUGGCCUGAUUCUCCUUGGCGCCUUCUUCAGGUAGUGUGGGAUGAACCAGAUUUACUACAAAAUGUGAAAUGUGUAAACCCUUGGUUAGUUGAGUUAGUCUCAAACAUGCCAAAUUUCAAUCUUUCACCAUUCACACCUCCAAGAAAAAAACCAAGAUUUAUUCAAGAUCCAUAUUUUCAUCUCAUAAAUCAACUUCCAAUGCCAACAUCAUCAUCAUCAUCAUUAACAUCAUUCUCCAACAUUAAUCUUCUCAAUUAUACAAACUCAUCUCUCUGUAACAUUCAAGAUAAUAGUCCUAAUUAUAGUUCAUCAUCAAGCAUACAGGGAGCCAGGCAUGCUCAAUUUGGAUCAAAUAAUAAUUUUCCAUCUGAUUUAAUUCCUUUCAACAAAUUACAACAGGACAUGUUUCUUGGUAAUUUGUCAAUGUCAAGAUUUGAUAAAAAACAACCUAUUAGACCAACUUGUGGACCCAACAACAAUAAUAAGAACAAUGUUGACUUGUCUUGUUUGUUGAGUGUAGGAAAUUCUGGUCAAAGUUUUAAGGAAUUAUCCAAUAUUGAAGCAAAAGCACCCCAUAAACACCAAAUUUUGUUAUUUGGAAAACUCAUUCACACUGAACAACAGAACAAUUCAUCAAAUGUUUCAAAGAGUGGUUCUUUAUCUGAAGGAAUUACAUCAUUGAAAACAUCAAAUGUUUCUUCUUCUUCUGAUCCAGUUGAGAAUUCUUCUGAUGGAGGCUCACCACCUUGGUAUAAGGAUCAACAACAACAUAAGACUGAUCUUGUUGGAACAGAAAAUGUUACAACAUUGUGUAUGGCUUCAUAACAAAUUCAAAUGAGUUCAUGAAGACAUUGAUUAAGGAGGCUAAUUAUUCUUAAACUGAUUUCUUUUGUUGUAAUGAAUAUUAUUGUUUUUCAAUUUGGCAUAAUUCUUCUAUUAAGGUGCAAGUUAACAAAAAUAUUCCUUAUUUGGUUCUGAAAAAUAUUUUGUUUUAUUUAUUUAUUUUGCAACUUAAUAAACCCUUUGAUGAACUAAAGGGGUAAUAUUUUCUUUAACUUGCACUUGUUUAAGGUAAUGAGGGAGAAUCCCUCUUCCAAUUUGUGGGAUUAUGCAACUAUGAAUGAAUUUCUAUAUAUCAAGGAUUUUUUUUAUCCUACAUAUAUUGUCUUUGAUUUUCUUGAUCAAGUAUUCAAGGUUUUUAUCUUUUUAUUAAGGUUAUGUUCACCUAAGCACAUCUAUUAUAUAUAUACAUUCCCCCCUUAAUUUUUCCUUGUUAUAAGAUCUACUUGGAGAUUUUAUUGUCUCUUAAUAUAAGACCUUUUUUUUAAAA
Molecule: messenger RNA, 2705 nt
Organism: Trifolium pratense (red clover)
Lineage: Eukaryota; Viridiplantae; Streptophyta; Magnoliopsida; Fabales; Fabaceae
Product: auxin response factor 16-like
Exons: 2
Coding region: 299-2200 (633 amino acids)
Biological process (GO): regulation of DNA-templated transcription; response to hormone
Cellular component (GO): nucleus
Molecular function (GO): DNA binding
Source: RefSeq, a predicted model, not a curated record